CUUCUUCCAGACUUUGGUUGUGGUCAGAAGCAAACACACUGGUUGUGCUGCAAGUCUUUUUCUUUUUUUCUCCAAAACAUGUUUUUGUCUAAAUGAAGGUGAUGUUAUUGUUCAUAGAGUUAAAAUUCAUGUUGAAGUUAAGAUUAUUUCAUCAAGUAGGACCUGUGGUUAGCUGGCUCAUGUAAAGCAUGUCAUGUCUUCAAAGAAUCGGAAUCGGGAAUCGAUAGGAACCGGAAUCGAAACAAGGAAUUGGAAUCGGAAUUGUUCAAAAUCAAACGAUGCCCAACCCUACAGAUGAUUGCUGCCAAACUUCAGUCAGAAACAGAAAGUCCAGGUUUUUAGACAGAAUUAGAUCAUUGAGCAAUGAGCAGGAAGGACUUGUUGUUAUAAGAGCGGGUAUUUAAUAGAGCCAUGCUGAGUGAGGUGUAGGUGUGUGUGUGUGUGUGUGUUGACAGAUCACAUAAACAUCAAAGGUGUGGAGGGGAAACUGCCUAGACCAGUGCUGGUGAUGUCUUUACAUCACAUAUUCUUAGCAUCUCUGCUGUCAGAAUUAAAUGUUGUAGUUGUUAGACCAACAAUUGUUUUGUGUGCUGUUACUUUAAAUUCAGAUGCUUUUAACAUUUAAGAUGUUGCUAACAAAUCAAACUCAGGUCAAUGUCUCUGUUGAGCUGCAGCGUCAGGAGCUCCUGGGGUUAGUGGUAUCUUGCAUUGUGACAACGCUGCCAUGCUGUGUGUUUCUUUUUAUUAAUGUGACCACAUUAUACACUUUGAGAAGUAAACCUGUGUUUAAAGAAACUUCUCGUUAUAUUCUUCUGUUUAAUCUUCUUUUUGCAGAUACUGUCCAGCUGGCACACAGUCAGUCAAUGUUUCUGCUGCCUGUUAUUAGAGUGGCACUGUUGUUUCCAGUGUGUGUAGCUCUAACAGCACUGUAUUCACUUUCACACAGAAUCUCUUCAAUCACACUGCUGCUUAUGUGUCUAGAGAGGUAUGUAGCAGUGUGCUUUCCAUUAAGGCACAGUGCCAUCAUCACUAUCAGAAACACAAAGGUGGUUAUUUGUGUCAUUUGGAUGUUCAGCUUGCUAAAUAGUAUUAUUCAACUAAUUAUCAUGCUAAGAUUUUCAUUUCAAGAUCUGCAGCACUUGCAGAUGACAGAUUAUUGUGGCAAAGAGGGUGUGUAUGUUGAUCCUAUGUCUGAUAUUUAUGAUAAAUUCUCCACUUAUUUUCUGUUUGCCUUAGGCGGAGUGACUGUCAUUUUCUCCUAUACUGGUAUCAUGAUAGCUGCUCGGACUGCUUCUACCAACAAGGUGUCAGCCAAAAGGGCUCAUAGGACUUUGCUGCUGCAUUUAGUGCAGAUGGGACUCACAAUGUCUUCAACUAUACAAAACUCACUGAUCAGUGUUGUUUCCAAAAAUGUAGACAGGGUUGUAACUGUACGCAUGCAGAUCUGUCUUUACAUUUGUAUAAAUAUUCUCCCUAAAUGUCUUAGCUGUCUCAUUUAUGGUCUCAGAGACAGAACCAUCAGAUCCGUCCUCAUCUUCAAUCUGAGUUGUCAGUGGGGACACUCAUCUAUGAUUCCUGACAUUCAAGCAAGGAAAAAGAUACCUGUCAGGUGA
Molecule: messenger RNA, 1613 nt
Organism: Nothobranchius furzeri (turquoise killifish)
Lineage: Eukaryota; Metazoa; Chordata; Actinopteri; Cyprinodontiformes; Nothobranchiidae
Product: odorant receptor 131-2-like
Biological process (GO): detection of chemical stimulus involved in sensory perception of smell; G protein-coupled receptor signaling pathway
Cellular component (GO): membrane
Molecular function (GO): odorant binding; olfactory receptor activity; G protein-coupled receptor activity
Source: RefSeq, a predicted model, not a curated record